AUGAAUAGGUCUUUUGUUACAUUUGUAAAGAUGUAUUUAUUAUCAAUCCCUGAUAUUGAUAAUGCAUUAAAAGGGUCUUAUGAAAAAGUUUUUUCGUCUAAAUCAAUAGAAGAAUUAUUCAUAAUUCUUUCUCCUUUAUUAAACAAAUAUUACAGAGAUGAAUCAAUUCCAUAUGAACAAAGAUAUAGCCUUUUUUCAAGGAUUCAACUCAAUAGAUAUGAUACUCCAUUAAAAUGUAAUCCAUUAUAUUUACUUGAUGAAAAAACUAAAAACUGUGUUCUUCAAGCUAAAUCAAAUUUCGAUGAAAUUCAUAAAAUAGUUCAAAAUGAAGUAGAUAGCCAUAGAUGUUCUCCUCAUAUUUCUAAAAAAUUAUUUGAUGCUUUUCUUGCAUCUUCUCGUAAUUUAGAUCAGUUAGAAUGUAUCCCAAUAACAGAUUUAUUAGAACCAUUAGGAUGUAUUGGUGAUCGUCAAUAUUCAUUUAAAAAGAAUAAAAUGGAAAAUGUACUUCUUAGACUUCUCGAAAGUGCAACACCAGAACAAUUACAACGAGUAGUUCAAAUAAUUCAAACUCAAGAUAAUUUUGAUGGUGUUGAUCUUUCAUUUUCAAUUGAGUCACUAGAUUUAAUGACAUUACAUAAAUUGAUCUUAUUGUUUUAA
Entamoeba dispar SAW760 is the source of this 657-nucleotide messenger RNA. RefSeq lists its product as uncharacterized. NCBI's taxonomy places the organism in Eukaryota, Evosea, Mastigamoebida, Endamoebidae. The transcript has a single exon. The record is from RefSeq and is a predicted model, not a curated record. Bases 1 to 657 code for a protein of 218 amino acids.